AAUCUAGCUGGCACUACAGAGACCACAUGAAAUACUUCUUUUAAAUGAAGAAGUUUUAAACUUUGGCCUUUGGAAACACUGGUAUAAGGCUGUAGAACAGGCACAACAAACUAUCCCAGGCAGUAUAAUUCGAGGAGCCAGAAAAUGGAGAACCCACUGGUUUUAAUCUGUUGAUUGCAUUUAUUCUGGCACUUGUUAAAGCCCUAAAGUAAAUCCUGUGUGGGGAUGGUGUGCAGGUUGGAAGAUGGUUCUGCAUGUCAUUCUGGAUGGUGUUUCAGGAACUGAAGGAAAUAAAGAAUCUACGCAGAGAAGUCAUCUCUGUGUACAGAUCAGAAGGUACUUGGAGAAUCAGAGGAGCUCAGAGUUAUUUCUGUGAAGAUAGAGGCCAUUACGACCUUGCCAUUGGAAACUGUGCAGCCACUGUGUGUCUCUAGCUGUCGUCACUGAAGACUUGGGAAAGAGAGGGGGAAAAAAGAAAAAUGUCCAACCCUUUAAAGCAAGUGUUCAAUAAGGACAAAACCUUUCGGCCCAAACGCAAGUUUGAGCCUGGGACUCAGCGGUUUGAGCUACACAAGAGAGCUCAAGCCUCUCUCAAUGCAGGGCUGGACUUGAAGCUGGCCGUCCAGCUGCCGUCUGGUGAGGAACAGAAUGACUGGGUGGCGGUGCAUGUGGUGGACUUCUUCAAUCGCAUCAAUCUGAUCUACGGCACCAUCAGUGACUACUGCACGGAACAGUCCUGUCCGAUCAUGUCUGGGGGACCCAAGUACGAGUACAGGUGGCAGGAUGAGCACAAGUACCGGAAACCCACUGCCCUGUCUGCUCCCAAGUACCUGAACCUCUUGAUGGACUGGAUUGAGGUGCAGAUCAACAAUGAGGACAUUUUCCCCACCAAUGUUGGUACUCCGUUCCCCAAGAACUUCCUUCAGGUAGUGAAGAAGAUUCUGUCUAGGCUCUUCCGGGUUUUUGUUCACGUCUACAUCCACCAUUUUGACAGGAUCACCCAUAUGGGGUCAGAGGCCCACGUGAACACCUGCUACAAGCACUUCUACUAUUUUGUGAAAGAGUUCAAUCUAAUAGACACCAAGGAGCUGGAACCUCUGAAGGAAAUGACCUCCCGGAUGUGCCACUGAGCCCUGGACCUUCCUGCCCUGACCCAGGCCAAGCCGCCUCAGGACUGCUGAACCCCAUCACUGCACCGGAGAUGCCGCUCAAGGGACAAUCAGAGACAUUUCAUAGAAAUAUAUUUUUAUGGAGCUUGCAACUUAAAAUGGAGACUGCAGAAAUAUUUUUUUAAAGAUGCCUUAGAUAACUAGUUUUUAUGGUAAUUUCUGUAAUUGUUUGCCACUAGAUGGAAAUGCAUCAUUUUUAGUCAGUUUUCAUAGAAGGGGCAAGGAGCAUUAUGAGAAAACCACCUGAUGUUUCAUCUCACUGACCGCCUUGUUGGGUGGCCCUAACUAAGCCUAGUCAGACUGUAGACUUCAUUGCUUCAAGUGUUUUUUAAGAUGGACUUGCUUUCAGCAUAGCCAGGGUGUGGAGACCGUAGCGGUGCAUGGCACUGGCUGUGGGGGAGGAAGGCUCACCUGCAUCCUGAAGGUAUGGUAGGAAGUGCUUUGUUAGGGCAGCUAUUCUACUAUCUGAGAAUUAACUAUCACUUAAGUGUGCAUAUAGACUUGGCUCCUUGCACACUUCUCCAGCCCUUGUAUCUAACUGACUUUCUCUCCAUGAUUAGGCCUUUCUGUCUGAAAAUGUCUUCUGUUCCUUCCUCUGACUUCUCAGCUAGACCUCACCCUUCACUGCUUGGGGAAAUCGAUGCUAAUCUCACUCUGUUUAUUCCUCUGCUAAUCUUUUGAGGUCAUUGCUCACAAAUACCUGUUUCCUAAUUCUAAAGCAGGAGCAUACGAAGGUUUCCACCUUUCAGAGCACAUUGUGUCGAGGGCAGGGUUGCUAUAUUAGGGUGCUCUCUAUGCAGGGGCACUAAUAUACCUGGAUAGAUUUCACCUGACUUUCCUGUUACAUCCACUCUUAGCUGUCUGUCUUUCUCCACCUCGCUAUAGGUUCUAUUGAUGGGAGGGCGGAGCUUAAGGGGGAAGAGGGAGUUAAAAUACUUCUGCUUCUCCUACUGAAAGGAGAUAUGAGGGGUGAGUCCAGGCUGGGACAGAAGCUAGUUGGUGUGCCUGGAAAAAACUUAACUUUUAGCCUAUCCAAGGGCUGCUUGGGCAACUUUCUUGAAACCCAAAGUCUAGAACUAAUCUGAUUAAAAUGAAGCAAAUUGAGAUCACCCUUUCCUGUAAGGAGGCCUCCAGGUCCCAGAGUGCAGGUCUCCAUCCUGAGCCAAGCAAAGACUGCUAGUUGGGACGAAGUGUUGCGUACUGGAGAGGUGAGUGACUGCAUUUGGCCCCUGGACUGCAAGUUGCUACAGAACUGUGUGAGAUGUAUCUCCCCUCGGCAAUGGAAGCCCUCUGUCCGCUUCAGCUUGAUUAUCAAAAAGAAGCCAAGUUCUGCCACUCCAGAGACUAAAUCAGUUGUUUAGUCCCCACCACCCCCUCCCCACUAUCCCCAGACAAAUCGUCAUGUUAGUGAGGCUGUAUGAUCUCUGCAGGUGUCGCACUGUCCUGGACUUCAUUUACUGGCUCUGGCUUGCCCCUCUUUAACUUCUGUAAGCGUCCUACGCCCUCUGCCUUCUCUUCCUGAACACCGUUUCCCACACCUUUUCCUCUGGCCGUCUACCUUAAUAGACAAAGUCUCUAGUGCAGAGCCACAGUUCACUGGCUUGCAUACUGCCUGGGGGAGCUUAAUUUUGGCCUGUAACUUCGUAAUGCAGAACUUAAGAACAUUGAUUUCUGUAUGAUAAAGGAGGAACUGCCUUGGAUUUGGGGUGAAGGGUGGGAGGGAGGUGGGUGGGAAAAUAAGGUUUUUUGUGAGCAGGGACCAAGUUGCUACCACUAGCCACUUUCCUCCAAGGAAACAAUCCUGUGGUCUGAGUCUUUGUACUUACGUGAGUCAUGUCUCGUACUACGUCCUGGACUCUGUUUCUAACACAUACCACUAUCAUUCUGUGAAACAGACACAAUAAAUUAUGUUGUAUUUA
This is a messenger RNA of Gopherus evgoodei (Goodes thornscrub tortoise), 3088 nucleotides long. RefSeq names its product MOB kinase activator 3A (gene MOB3A). Lineage: Eukaryota; Metazoa; Chordata; Testudines; Testudinidae. The coding region runs from base 480 to 1130 and encodes 216 amino acids. The transcript has 4 exons. Gene Ontology annotation, molecular function: protein kinase activator activity. Gene Ontology annotation, cellular component: nucleus; cytoplasm. The record is from RefSeq and is a predicted model, not a curated record. Gene Ontology annotation, biological process: signal transduction; positive regulation of protein phosphorylation.